AUGCCUGCGAUUCCGGACAGAGCGCAGACUGAAGACUCGACGAGCUUCAGCCCGGAUGCCUACUUUGACACAUGGGAACAGGGCGACAUCCCGGGCCUUUACGACAACGACUUCCGCAAGUUCAUCCUGACCACAUUCGGUCUGCCUCAGGAUGAUACAUAUACCUAUGCCGCAGUGGCCGAAGUGACUCUCCUCCAAGCUCAGACAUACAUCGAGUUUGGUGGCCAGGGAGGACUGCACGCCUGGUACAAAGACAAUGAGGGCAAGCCAACACCACACGCACUCGUCCAUGAGCCAACAUCAUCUCCUAUUCAGCUACCACCCCCGCCUGCCGCCGACAUCGCCGCAUACACAAACAUCUUCAAAAGCACAACCAACACCCAGAAAGCCCUCGUUGGUCUGGCUUCGAAUGCGAAAAAGGACUCGGUCCGCGCCUCGAUUGGCAAACAUCUGCACACUCUCUACCAACCUCCUUCGCCCGAACGCAAGAUCGUCAUAUCAAAGUUGAAGAAAGAACACACGAACCCCUACUUCGAUGUCUGGGCUUGGUCAUGUCAGAACCUCGAGUGGGCUGGCCCCGAGGACGCCACGACCAAGGUCCGCCACUCGCACGCCAUCCUACCCAUCCUAUACCACCACUUUGGCUGUAUUUGUCCUUCUUACGAGUCGUUAUCCAUCAUUUACCAAUUGGCCAAGGGUCGGCCUGUCAUUGACCUGGGCAGUGGAAAUGGUUAUUGGUCUUACAUGCUGAGAGUCUUCAACAAGCAGAAGCCUCUGACUGUCAUCCCCGUUGACAACGGUAUCAGCGAGUGGAGAACUGUUUGGGUGCCCGACACCGUUCAGAUCGAUGGUGUCGAUUACCUCAAGAAGAACGCCGACGGCAAGGAUCAGGUAUUACUACUGGUCUACCCCCAAGUCGGUCUCGAGUUCACUUCAAGGAUCCUCAAAGCAUAUAAGGGUGACACCAUUAUCUGCGCAGGAACCCAAAACUCAAACGGCUAUACCGCAUUUGCCAAAGAGACCAUCGCGGAUUGGAUCGCCAGAGAAAUGCCCACGUUCGAAAAGGUCUGCCAGAUUCCACUGCCCAGUUUCGCUGCCAAGGAUGAGGCCCUUUUUGCGUUCCAGAGAAAAGCUUCCUAG
Messenger RNA from Aureobasidium namibiae CBS 147.97, 1140 nucleotides. RefSeq lists its product as uncharacterized. NCBI's taxonomy places the organism in Eukaryota, Fungi, Ascomycota, Dothideomycetes, Dothideales, Saccotheciaceae. The transcript is spliced from 3 exons. The coding region runs from base 1 to 1140 and encodes 379 amino acids. The record is from RefSeq and is a predicted model, not a curated record.